AUGGGGACGUUGCGUGGUGCAAAGGCAGCGGAGGGCUCUUGGUUCUUUGAGUUGGAAGUCCCACGAACGUUCUUGGAAGCGGAUGUCUUCUUGCGCCGGUUCGGGGAGGCAGAUCUGGAGGAGGAAGAGGAGAGCCAGGUAUUAAAUGGCAACCCCUACAACAGAAAAUGUGAUGUUUAUAGCUUUGGUAUUUGCCUCUGGGAGAUAUAUUGCUGUGACAUGCCGUAUCCUGACCUCAGCUUCUCGGAGGUUACAUCUGCAGUUGUUCGACAAAACUUGAGACCCGAGAUCCCAAGGUGUUGUCCAAGUUCUCUAGCAAAUGUUAUGAAGAGAUGUUGGGAUGCAAACCCCGAUAAGAGGCCAGAGAUGGAUGAAGUGGUCACGAUGUUGGAGGCAAUCGAUACAUCCAAAGGUGGAGGAAUGAUCCCCGUCGACCAGCGAAGCGGGUGUCUGUGGUUCUUGGGCCAACGCCGAGGCCCAUGA
Molecule: messenger RNA, 483 nt
Organism: Asparagus officinalis (garden asparagus)
Lineage: Eukaryota; Viridiplantae; Streptophyta; Magnoliopsida; Asparagales; Asparagaceae
Product: serine/threonine-protein kinase HT1-like
Exons: 4
Coding region: 1-483 (160 amino acids)
Biological process (GO): protein phosphorylation
Cellular component (GO): plasma membrane
Molecular function (GO): ATP binding; protein tyrosine kinase activity
Source: RefSeq, a predicted model, not a curated record